Thlaspi arvense is the source of this 222-nucleotide messenger RNA. Lineage: Eukaryota; Viridiplantae; Streptophyta; Magnoliopsida; Brassicales; Brassicaceae. The record is from the annotation of a GenBank genome assembly.
AUGAAUAUUAUAUCUGCAAUAUCUGGAGGAAUUACAGAUCUGUCUUUUCAUGCUGUUGGCUAUGCAUGGCAGAUUGUCAAUUGUUUCCUGACUGCAUCAUAUUCUUCAAUCCAAAGUGGUGGAAUGGGUGAUGAUGCCUAUUUAAUGAGCUUCUCAAAACUUUACUUCCAGCAGGUUGGUUUAGGAUGGGACUUAGACACCUUUGCAGGGUCAGCAUGGUGA